GAGAAAAUGGUCAACAUUAUCCAAGCACUGUACACUCCUGUGCAGAGGGAGUAGUUGUAUUCAGGACAGAUUAUGGCCAGAUUGGACACAGGAGCCUCUGGAUGCUCAGCUCUCGAGGACCUCUCUCUGGCAUCCUGGUGGUUUUUGGUUGGCUUCAUAUACUACGGUUGUCCUUUGACACUGUGUGUGUCCCCCUGCUGAAAUCCCAAGGACAAUAAAUGACAAAACAACAAACAAGAACCUAUGCCGGAGCAAAGUAACAAGGAAAGAGAAGAAGAAAGAAAGGAAAGGACUUGCUCAAGCAAAAAGCAAACAACAAAAAAACUGAAGAAGGGAAGGGUCGUUGGGCUAAUCAGCCCUGCCACCCUCCAAGCUCUAGCCUGCACCCAGUGUGUCGUCUUGGCACGGCUCCACGUUCGCGGCCCAGCUGGGGUCCUCUUCGGCUCUUCCCCAAGCCGCCUCUGGUCUUGCGCACCAGUGCCGCCUGCAGCAGAUGAGGGAUGCUUUUGCAGCCUCUGUUGCCACUGACGCCUUCCUCUGCGUCAGGUCUUGUUGGUUCUGCCGGUGCUGGGUGCAGCUGGCAUGGGGGAUCGCUGCAGCCUCCUCUGCUUCCUGUUUCCCCUUUCUCAGUCGUGGAGCCGGCUUUUAUUUCUGCCAGGCGGCGUCUAUCUCUGAUAUAACCUGCCCGUGCCAGUUCCAGCUGCAGAUAAGUGCAGCUAAUGGACUGCAUGGGAGUUUCCUCUCUGCAUGGUCCUUCUGGCCCUCGGCAUCCUAGAACGGGUAUUCACUUACAAACAGAGUACAAUCACACACCAAAAAGUUACAGCUAUGCAUCAAGCAAGUGUGGAGACUGUGGAAGACAUGGCUGCAUUGGUCGACCUCCAUGAGGGCUCCAUCAUGCACAACUUAUUCCAGCGCUAUCAGCAAGAUAAAAUCUAUACAUAUAUUGGCUCCAUUGUUGCCUCUGUGAACCCCUACAAGACCAUUCCAGGAUUGUAUGACCGUACCACUGUGGAGCAGUACAGCAGGCACCAUCUGGGGGAGAUUUCCCCUCAUAUCUUUGCUGUUGCUAACGAGUGUUACCGCUGCCUAUGGAAACGUCAUGACAACCAGUGUAUUCUCAUCAGUGGUGAAAGUGGUGCUGGUAAGACAGAAAGCACUAAACUGAUUCUCAAGUUUUUGUCUGCCAUGAGCCAACAUUCACUGGAGCUGUCUUGUAAGGAGAAAACCUCCUGUGUGGAGCAAGCUAUUCUCGAGAGCAGCCCGAUUAUGGAAGCUUUUGGUAACGCAAAGACUGUUUACAACAACAACUCAAGUCGCUUUGGGAAGUUUAUUCAGCUGAACAUCUGUCAGAAAGGAAACAUUCAGGGAGGAAGAAUUGUAGAUUAUUUAUUAGAAAAAAACCGUGUAGUAAGGCAGAACCCUGGAGAAAGAAAUUAUCAUAUAUUCUAUGCACUGCUGGCAGGGAUAGAGGAGGAGAAAGAGGCAUUUUACUUAUCUGUACCAGAGAACUACCAUUACCUGAAUCAGUCUGAAUGUAUAGCGGAUAAGACAAUCAAUGAUGCAGACUCCUUCAGAGAAGUCAUUAUGGCAAUGCAAGUGAUGCAAUUCACCAAGGAAGAGGUGCAUGACGUCCUUAGGCUGCUAGCUGGUAUUCUGCACCUAGGGAACAUUGAAUUUAUCACAGCUGGUGGAGCACAGGUGUCCUUCAAAACAGCUCUGGGUAGAUCCGCUGAGUUACUUGGGCUGGACUCAACACGGCUGUCUGAAGCAUUAACACAGCGAUCAAUGAUACUCAGGGGAGAAGAAAUCUUAACACCUCUCAGUAUACAACAGGCAAUAGAUAGCAGAGACUCUAUGGCUAUGGCACUUUAUUCCCAAUGUUUUGCUUGGGUUAUUAAAAAAAUCAACAGCAGAAUUAGAGGCAAAGAUGACUUCAAGUCCAUUGGAAUUUUAGAUAUAUUUGGAUUCGAGAACUUCGAGGUUAAUCGUUUUGAGCAGUUCAAUAUUAACUAUGCAAAUGAAAAGCUUCAAGAAUAUUUCAACAAGCACAUUUUUUCUUUGGAGCAACUGGAAUACUGCAGAGAAGGACUGAUUUGGGAAGAUAUUGACUGGACCGACAAUGGAGAGUGCUUGGACCUUAUUGAAAAGAAACUUGGUCUGCUAGCACUUACCAAUGAAGAGAGCCAUUUUCCUCAAGCUACUGACUCCACCUUGUUGGGGAAGCUACAUGCCCAGCAUUCUAACAAUCCUUUUUAUGUGAAACCAAGAGUUGCUGUUCACAACUUUGGAGUGAAGCAUUAUGCUGGGGAGGUCCAGUAUGACGUCAGGGGUUUCUUAGAGAAGAACAGAGAUACUUUCAGAGACGAUCUUCUGAACUUGCUACGUGAAAGCAGACUUGAUUUCAUCUAUGACCUGUUUGAACUCGUGUCAAGUCGCAACAACCAAGACACGCUUAAAUGUGGAAGCAAGCACCGGAAACCCACUGUCAGUCUACAGUUCAAGGAAUCACUGCAUUCUUUGAUGGCAACAUUAAACUCUUCUAAUCCUUUCUUUGUUCGAUGCAUCAAGCCCAACAUGCAGAAGAUGCCUGACCAGUUUGAUCAGACUGUGGUGCUGAACCAACUGUGUUAUUCUGGGAUGCUGGAAACAGUGAGGAUACGAAGGGCAGGCUUUCCAGUAAGGAGACCCUUUCAGGAUUUUUAUAAAAGGUAUAAGGUCCUAAUGAGAAACUUGACCCUGCCUGAAGAUUUAAAUGGGAAAUGUGCUAUCCUUCUCCAUUUGUAUGACAGCACAAGCACAGAGUGGCAGCUUGGGAAAAAUAAGGUCUUUCUUCGGGAGUCCUUGGAACACAAGCUGGAGAAACAGCGAGAGGUAGAAGUCACUAAGGCAGCCAUGACAAUCCGAGCGCACAUUCUGGGCCACAUGGCACGAAAGCAGUAUAGGAAGGUGCUUCACUGUGUGGUGGUGAUACAGAAGAACUACAGAGCAUUCCUCCUUAGGAGGGCAUUCCUUCGCCUGAAGAAAGCAGCCAUAGUCUUCCAGAAGCAGCGGAGAGGCCAGACUGCUCGACGUGUAUACAGACAGCUACUGGAGGCGAAGAGGAGGAAAGAGGAGGAGGGAAGGGAAAGACAAAGGCUGGAAGCAGAACGUCUUGCCCAGCAGGCUGAAGAAGAGAGGAAGCAGCAGGAGCUGGCAGCCAGGCAGGAAGCCCAGAAGGAAGCAGAGCUGAAACAAGAGCUGGAGAAACAGAAAGAAAACAAGCAGGUGGAAGAGAUACUGCGCCUCGAAAAGGAGAUUGAAGACUUGCAACGCAUGAAGGAGCAGCAGGAGCUGUCCCUAACUGAGGCUUCCUUACAGAGGCUGCAACAGCUACGAGACGAGGAGCUCAGCCGCCUCGAGGAUGAGGCAUGCCGAGCAGCUCAGGAGUUCCUGGAGUCACUGAACUUUGAUGAGAUUGAUGAAUGCGUCCGAAACAUCGAGAGGUCACUUUCUGUGGGCAGUGGCUAUUCUUCUGAGCGUGGUGAAUUGACUGGGAAUCCCUGCAGUGAGAAGCCCAACUUUAACUUCAGCCAGCCAUACCCAGAGGAGGAGGUGGACGAGGGCUUUGAUGCUGAUGACGAUGCAUUUAAGGAUUCACCCAAUCUGAGUGAGCACAGCCAUUCUGAUCAGAGGACAAGUGGCAUUCGGACAAGUGAUGACUCCUCAGAAGAAGAUCCCUAUAUGAAUGACACAGUGGUGCCAGCCAGCCCUGUGGCGAGCAACGCCAUGCUGAUACCUUCCAGUCAUGACUCCCUCAGCCUCCACAAUUCUUCAAGUGGUGAAUCUACAUACUGCAUGCCAGAAAACGUGUCCUGCCGACCCCAAAACUCUGUGGAACUGAUUUCUGCCGAUGGGGACUAUGAUUAUGACCAGGAUGAUUAUGAAGAUGGUGCCAUCACUUCUGGCAGCAGUGUGACUUUUUCCAAUUCUCACAGUAGCCAGUGGUCUCCUGACUACCGGUGUUCUGUCGGGACAUACAACAGCUCUGGAGCAUACAGGUUUAGCUCUGAAGGAGCCCAGUCUUCUUUUGAAGACAGUGAAGAAGAUUUUGACUCCAGGUUUGAUACAGAUGAUGAACUCUCUUAUCGGAGGGAUUCAGUCUACAGCUGCGUUAGCCUGCCCUACUUCCACAGCUUUCUGUAUAUGAAAGGUGGUUUAAUGAACACGUGGAAGAGGCGCUGGUGUGUCCUGAAAGAUGAGACUUUUUUGUGGUUCCGUUCCAAGCAGGAAGCACUUAAACAGGGCUGGCUCCACAAGAAGGGGGGCGGGUCAUCUACGCUCUCCAGAAGAAACUGGAAGAAACGCUGGUUUGUUCUCCGGCAGUCCAGGCUGAUGUACUUCGAAAACGACGGUGAAGAAAAGCUAAAGGGUACCAUUGAUGUCCGGACAGCCAAGGAGAUUGUUGAUAAUACUGGUAAGGAGAAUGGGAUUGAUCUAAUCAUGGCUGACAGGAUUUACCACUUGAUUGCUGAGUCUCCUGAGGAUGCAAGCCAGUGGUUCAGUGUACUGAGUCAGGUCCAUGCUUCCACGGAACAGGAGAUCAGGGAGAUGCAUGAUGAGCAGGCAAACCCACAAAAUGCUGUGGGCACACUGGAUGUGGGGCUGAUUGAUUCCGUCUGUGCUUCUGACAACCCAGAUCGACCCAAUUCAUUUGUGAUCAUCACUGCAAAUCGUGUUCUUCACUGCAAUGCGGAUACCCCUGAGGAGAUGCAUCACUGGAUAACCCUGCUGCAGAGAUCAAAGGGGGACACCCGAGUGGAGGGACAAGAAUUCAUCGUGAGGGGAUGGCUGCACAAGGAAGUAAAAAACAGCCCAAAGAUGUCUUCCCUAAAGCUAAAGAAGCGGUGGUUUGUCUUGACUCAUAAUUCUUUGGACUAUUACAAGAGCUCAGAGAAGAAUGCUUUGAAAUUGGGCACACUGGUCCUAAACAGCCUUUGCUCAGUUGUACCGCCUGAUGAGAAAAUCUUCAAAGAGACAGGCUACUGGAACAUAACUGUAUAUGGACGCAAACAUUGCUACCGACUCCAUACCAAACUACUCAAUGAGGCCACCCGCUGGUCAAGUGCCAUCCAAAAUGUGAUUGAUACAAAAGCACCGAUUGACACACCAACCCAGCAGCUUAUUCAGGAUAUUAAGGAGAACUGCCUGAAUGCUGAUGUCGUUGAACAGAUUUAUAAGAGAAAUCCUAUUCUCCGUUAUACACAUCAUCCACUUCACUCACCGUUGCUGCCACUGCCAUAUGGGGACAUCAAUCUAAACUUGCUGAAAGACAAAGGCUACACAACUCUCCAGGAUGAAGCCAUCAAGAUAUUUAACUCUCUGCAGCAGUUAGAGUCUAUGACUGAUCCUAUACCUAUAAUACAGGGUAUUCUGCAAACAGGCCAUGAUUUACGACCACUUCGAGAUGAGCUCUACUGUCAGCUCAUCAAGCAGACUAACAAGGCACCAAACCCAGGGAGUGUAGGGAACCUGUAUAGCUGGCAGAUACUCACCUGCAUGAGCUGCACUUUCCUGCCCAGCCGCAACAUUGUCAAGUAUCUGAAGUUCCAUCUCAAACGGGUACGAGAUCAGUUUCCAGGAACUGAAAUGGAGAAAUACGCCCUCUUCACGUACGAGUCUCUCAAAAAAACCAAAUGCAGAGAGUUUGUGCCAUCACGGGAUGAAAUAGAAGCCCUGAUCAGCCGGCAGGAAAUGACUUCUACAGUUUACUGUCACGGUGGUGGUUCCUGCAAAAUCACAAUCAAUUCCCACACCACAGCUGGUGAGGUUGUCGAAAAGCUAAUUCGAGGCUUGGCUAUGGAGGAUAGCAGAAAUAUGUUUGCCUUGUUUGAACACAAUGGAACUACUGAUAAAGCAAUUGAAAGCAGGACCAUUGUGGCUGAUGUCUUGGCAAAGUUUGAAAAGCUUGCUGUUGCUUCAGAAGUUGGGGAUAUGCCAUGGAAGUUCUACUUCAAGCUUUACUGUUUCCUGGACACAGAAAAUGUGCCAAAGGACAGCGUGGAAUUUGCAUUCAUGUUUGAACAGGCUCAUGAAGCAGUAAUCAGAGGACACUACCCUGCUCCUGAAGAAACCCUCCAAGUGCUUGCUGCCUUGCGACUCCAGUACCUACAAGGAGACUACUCCCUACAUACAACCAUCCCAGAAAUAGAGGAAGUCUACCCCUUGCAAAGGUUGAAGUCUCGUAUUACGUAUUCUACUAAACACUUUACCCCAGUUGAGAGGAUUGAGAGGAAACGGGCAAGCUUUCUUGAAGGAACACUGAGGAGGAGUUUCCGCAGUGGCUCUAUCAGCAAACAGAAGAUCGAGGAGGAACAGAUGGUGGAUAUGUGGAUCAGAGAGGAAGUCUCAGGUGCCAGAACUAGUAUUCUUGACAAAUGGAAAAAAUUGCAGAGAAUGAAUCAAGAACAGGCUAUGGCCAAGUACAUGACUUUGAUUAAGGAGUGGCCUGGCUAUGGAUCAACACUCUUUGAUGUGGAGUGCAAAGAAGGAGGCUUUCCACAAGAGUUGUGGUUGGGAGUCAGUGCUGAUGCUGUUUCUGUCUACAAGCGUGAGGAAGGCAGGCCUUUAGAAGUGUUCCAGUAUGAACAUAUUCUGUCCUUUGGUGCUCCACUUGCCAAUACCUACAAGAUUAUAGUGGAUGAGAGAGAGCUGCUUUUUGAAACCAGUGAGGUGGUUGACAUCGCAAAGCUGAUGAAAGCCUAUAUCAGUAUGAUUGUGAAAAAGCGCUACAGCACUUCUCGAUCAGUGAGUAGUCAUGGGAGUCAAAGCAGCUCUAGGUGAAAAAACAAAACCAGUCUCACUGUGCCUCAAUACCAGAACAUACCACAGCUGGCCUAAAAAUACUGAUCACAUUUAUAAGGCUAACCAAGAAGCAGACUUUCUAAGGGAGUUUCAACCACAUUUUUUUAAGGACUCCUGUGUAAAACAUCAACUUGAAUAGUCACAUACUAAAACUGUUGACUUCAAAACCUCCAAAGCUUUGUUGCCUUUAGUUGACAUACUGUAUGCCUUAAAACUUUAGUCUGCUGCCAUCCAAGCAGUAUGAAGUGCCUUAAGAAAUUAAAACCAACUUGCAUUGACCUAAAUUGUGUUAAAGGGAAUGUGCUUUCUUUUCAAUUCAAAACACUGAGAAAACAUGGAAGAGGAGUUUUAUUCAUCCACUAUGCACUAACCUACUGUCCUGUUAAGUUUGUUGGGGGGAGAGAGAACUUUUAUUGGAAGGCUGCUGGCAGCUUUCCUGAUAGACUUUAUUAACAAUGUGUUUUGUUUCAUGGAUGUGUGUGCAUGCACAUGACCUGUAUAAACAGUAAUUUUAUUCCAUAUUUCAUGAGUCUUGGAAGCAAAGGGAAUAAUGAUGUGCAAUGGUGUAAACAGUCUCUGUACAUUUUAAUAGUUCAGAGUUUUAUAGUUAUUUCAGUUGUACUAUUACUUUUUAAGCCAGUUUUAACAAGUAAAAAUCCAGGAUUUUCAUACAUUUCUGAUUUACUAUUACAUUCAUUCUACAAUAUAUGUAGCAAGUUUGCAUUCUGUACCUGCUGUAUUAUAAAUUGUUCUGUAGCUAAGAAGCUAUAUUUAUAGAUUGCCCUAAUAUGAAAGUACAAUUAUCAAUACAAUGUUCAGUAAUUUGUCUUCAGUUUUAUGGUUAAUGUUAAACUUUUUCUAUUAAAUACACUACCCUUGUAGAACUCUGAUUGGAUGCUCCAAAAUAAACCAAUCAGAAAAGGUGAGAGCCCUUCAAAGUUGAAAUUAAACCAAGAAGAAAAAAAAGUUAUAUAUAGUGAAACUAUUCUAUUGUUCCUCUUUAUUUUACCCUUCUGCCUAAGGAAGGUUCUUGACAAAGCACAUGUAAAUAAAUAAGUGCUAUCAGCCAGCAGUAAAACUGCUGUGGGACUUUUAUUUUUGUAUGAAGAAGUUGUAAUGUACUGUAAGGCAAAACAUGGAUCAAUGAUAUCUUCUGUCUGGAGCAACAACAAAAAAAUUGUAUUAGCCCUUAAUGACAACUUCAGCCUUGAAGAAAUCUCACCUGUUUGCUCAAACAAAGUCCAGCAAUAAAGUAUCCUAGUUAGCA
Alligator mississippiensis (American alligator) is the source of this 8110-nucleotide messenger RNA. It is a transcript of the gene MYO10, whose product is annotated as myosin X. Gene Ontology annotation, molecular function: ATP binding; cytoskeletal motor activity; protein binding. NCBI's taxonomy places the organism in Eukaryota, Metazoa, Chordata, Crocodylia, Alligatoridae. The record is from RefSeq and is a predicted model, not a curated record. The transcript is spliced from 41 exons. Gene Ontology annotation, biological process: signal transduction. Bases 748 to 6822 code for a protein of 2024 amino acids. Gene Ontology annotation, cellular component: cytoskeleton; myosin complex.